This is a messenger RNA of Pleuronectes platessa (European plaice), 2484 nucleotides long. Its product is annotated as gastrula zinc finger protein 5-1. Gene Ontology annotation, molecular function: DNA-binding transcription factor activity; RNA polymerase II cis-regulatory region sequence-specific DNA binding. The record is from RefSeq and is a predicted model, not a curated record. Gene Ontology annotation, biological process: regulation of transcription by RNA polymerase II. Lineage: Eukaryota; Metazoa; Chordata; Actinopteri; Pleuronectiformes; Pleuronectidae. The transcript is spliced from 4 exons. Bases 44 to 2014 code for a protein of 656 amino acids.
UCUUUGUCCGCUCAGAGACUCAGAGUGAAGAGGAAGGAGGAACAUGUCCGCCGUGCAGCUGCUUCGGGUUUCGGUUCAUGAGCGGAUCAGCGCUGCCGCUGAAGACUUCCUGCUGCAGGUGGAGAGAGGAGGAGGAAAGGCUCAAGUUCCGGAGCUGAGAGCGAUGCUCACCGAGCGACUCGCGGCGGCGGGGGAGCAGAUCCUCGCGGGGCUUGAGGAAAUCUUGUUAGAGUACGAGGACCGAGUGGAGCGGACAGAGCGGUCCGAGCGGGAGAUCAGCCGCCAGAGGAGGCUGCUCGAUGCCGCGAUGCAGCCCGAAGUCCGGCUGCACAGAGCAGUGUGUCCUGCAGACAUCCAGCAACUGAUAGUGAUUAAAGAAGAGGUUCCCCCUGAGGAGCAGCAGUGGAGCCCCCUUGUGGACCAGGAGGACCCAGAGCCCCCCCACAUUAAAGAGGAACAGGAAGAACCGUGGACCAAUCAGGAUGGACAGCAGCUUCAAGGACUGGAGGAGGCUGAUAUCAAGUUCACAUUGACUCCUGUCGCUGUGAAGAGUGAAGAAGAUGAAGAGAAACUUAAAUCGUCAAAGCUUCAUCCGAGUGAGACGAAGGAGAACAGACCAGACUGUGGAGGACCAGAACCAGCCAGGAACUCAGGUCCUGAUGGACGUUUACAACCAGUGUGUCCUGCAGACAUCCAGCAACUGAUGGUGAUUAAAGAAGAGUUUCCCCCUGAGGAGCAGCAGUGGAGCCCCCUUGUGGACCAGGAGGACCCAGAGCCCCCCCACAUUAAAGAGGAACAGGAAGAACCGUGGACCAAUCAGGAUGGACAGCAGCUUCAAGAACUGGAGGAGGCUGAUAUCAAGUUCACAUUGACUCCUGUCGCUGUGAAGAGUGAAGAAGAUGAAGAGAAACUUAAAUCGUCAAAGCUUCAUGCGAGUAAGACGAAGGAGAACAGAGCAGACUGUGGAGGACCAGAACCAGCCAGGAACUCAGGUCCUGAUGGACGUUUACAACCAGUGUGUCCUGCAGACAUCCAGCAACUGAUGGUGAUUAAAGAAGAGGUUCCCCCUGAGGAGCAGCAGUGGAGCCCCCUUGUGGACCAGGAGGACCCAGAGCCCCCCCACAUUAAAGAGGAACAGGAAGAACCGUGGACCAAUCAGGAUGGACAGCAGCUUCAAGGACUGGAGGAGGCUGAUAUCAAGUUCACAUUGACUCCUGUCGCUGUGAAGAGUGAAGAAGAUGAAGAGAAACUUAAAUCGUCAAAGCUUCAUCCGAGUGAGACGAAGGAGAACAGACCAGACUGUGGAGGACCAGAACCAGCCAGGAACUCAGGUCCUGAUGGACGUUUACAACAAGGUACUGAGGACAAGACUGAAGACUCUGCUGAGACUGAAGUCAGUGAGGAUGAAUGGAUGGAGACCAGAGAACCUCAGACUGGUUUAAAUACAAGAAAUAACAAACAGCCUCUAAGUGAUAUGGGAUGUAAGACAGAAAAAAAAUCGUUUAGUUGCUCUGAGUGUGGUAAAAUAUUUAACAAAAGGGGCAAUAUAAAUACACAUAUGAGGAUUCAUACAGGAGAGAAACCAUUUAGUUGCUCUGUGUGUGGUACAAGAUUUAACCAAAAAUGGACUCUAGAAAAACAUAUGAGGAUUCAUACAGGAGAGAAACCGUUUAGUUGCUCUGAGUGUGGUAAAAGAUUUAACCAAAAAUGCAUUCUAAAAACACAUAUGAGGAUUCAUACAGGAGAGAAACCGUGUAGUUGCUCUGAGUGUGGUCAAAGAUUUACGGACAAGGGCAAACUAAAUAAACAUAUGAGGGUUCAUACAGGAGAGAAACCGUUUAGUUGCUCUGAGUGUGGUAAAAGAUUUAAGGACAAGGGCAAUCUAAAUAGACAUAUGAGGAGUCAUACAGGAGAGAAACCGUUUAGUUGCUCUGAGUGUGGUAAAAGAUUUACGGAAAAGGGCAAACUAAAUAGACAUAUGAGGAUUCAUACAGGAGAGAAACCGUGUAGUUGAUCUGAGUAGUAAAAGAUCAAAGAUUCAGUCCUAGUGUACUAGGGAGUGGAUUAAGGAGAGAAGUGAUUCAGUUGCCACCCUAGUAACAAAAGAUUAAUUAGGAUUCAUCAGCAGUUAUUCAUAUUAUACAUAUUAAUAGGUCACUGUUUUAAAAAGACUUUUAACAGUUUUAUGUACCUAGAAAAUGUAACUCAUUGAAUAUCAUGAAAGAUGUGUGUUUAUAUAUCUUGUUUCUAAUGAUUUUUACAUAAUUUAUCUAUUUUUCAUAAUGUCCCUCAUGUCAUUUUAAGGUUAAAGUGUGUUCCUUGCACAGUAUGAAUGUGUUUUCUUAACUAGUUCAUAUAAUUAAAUAUGUUUGUAGUAAAAUAAUGGCUUCUUGGUUCGUGAGAUUCAAUGACGGUGUGUGUUCUCCUUUAUGUAUUGAAUGUGUUUCCAAGAAUAAAAGUCUAAUAAAAAAAUAAUGGCCUCGU